AUGACGGACCCCUCCGGGCAGCCAGAGUGCCCCCAUUCCUGCUCUCCCAGCCCUCAGACACUUUCCCUGCCCAGUCGCCGCCCUCCGCUUGGCGGACGCAGGCGCGCCUCCCCGCCCGGUGCUGAGGGGGCUUCUUCUCCACCCCAGAGGGCGCGCUUGCCUCGCACAGGACGGCGCGCUGGCCGGGUAAAGAAUCCUCUCUUUCCCUUCAGAAGCGGAGACCGAAGGGAAAGAGGGAAAAAAUCACCGCGCGGCUCCCGCUCAAGGUCACUCCGGGCGGCCCCAACCCAGCAACGUCAACCCCCGACGCCGAAGGGAGGCGGCCCGGCUGUCGGCCAGCGGCGCAGCGCCUCACUCCGCGCCCCCCAGCGAAGAGAAGGCGGCGCUCCUCGAGCCGCUCUGCUUGGAGCUCACAUUAAAAAGAAACAAAACAUAAAUUUCGUCCAGGAGUCUUCUGUCAAUGAAGAAGAACAGCUGGAUCCUGAAUCAUUUCAAGUUACAGUGGGUGAUACUGUAAUGGUAUUCCCACCACCGCCACCACCUUAUUUCGCUGACUGUCCACUGCAAACAAUAACUCCUAGCGUGGUAACAAGUGAUUUGCCUUUAAGUGAAAAUCCUCCACCGUACCACAGCACUUUUAUUAAUUGAGCACAGAAUGCUGAUGCAUCAAACCUGGUUGCUUGAAGAGAGAAUGAGCUACUGUAUACAAUGUCAGGAUGUGAUUCACCUUCUGAGAACUUAAUCCACACUCUCUCAUCCCUCUGAGCCAUCUCAAAAUUAUAAGGGCAAACGAGCAGCUGUAAAUAAUGAAUGUGUCUUUUCUUCCUCUCCUUACAUCACCCAGAUGAUCCAUUGGCAUCCGCUUUGAACCAGCUGUAAGAAAUACUCAAGAGGGAAGGUGUAUAAAAGGGGAGAGAAAGAGGACUGUUAAAUUACAGGGUGAAAAUAGCCUGGAAGAGAGAUGGAGGAGCUUUGAGCCAGCAAGGAGAGCAGCAAGCUCAACGGGCAUGAAAGUAGAAGGCCUACCAAGCCAAGACUUCUGUUACUGGAAAACGAAGCCAAGGCAAUCUUCAGAGAAAUACUUGGGACACGAAGGACCCAGCACCUUAACACCUCUUCAUUUGGCACCUUGUAUGUAACUGGAAUACCCAAAGCAAUGUACGUCUCAAGUCAAGUCAGCUACCAUCUGAACAUAGUGCUGUGGCACACAUCUAGCAGAAGGAGGGGGAAAUCUGGUGGCUUUGUCGUUCUGUUUCCUUUUCCCUUUUUCUUUUUUGGCUGUUGACAAACUCAAAAGUAAAGACUCUGGAGACCUCAGAGCACUGAGUAUGUUGUGUGUGUGUUUGGGCUGACCCUCAUGUUAACAAAUUGUACAUGUGAGAUUUUCAGUUGAUUAAACAUUAUGGCACAAUUUA
This is a messenger RNA of Podarcis raffonei (Aeolian wall lizard), 1415 nucleotides long. It is a transcript of the gene TMEM171, whose product is annotated as transmembrane protein 171. Bases 1 to 648 code for a protein of 215 amino acids. The record is from RefSeq and is a predicted model, not a curated record. Lineage: Eukaryota; Metazoa; Chordata; Lepidosauria; Squamata; Lacertidae. The transcript has 4 exons.